Molecule: messenger RNA, 3022 nt
Organism: Pomacea canaliculata
Lineage: Eukaryota; Metazoa; Mollusca; Gastropoda; Architaenioglossa; Ampullariidae
Product: transmembrane protein 26-like
Exons: 8
Coding region: 934-2211 (425 amino acids)
Source: RefSeq, a predicted model, not a curated record
UUAGCUUUGACAGGUGUCGUCUUUUGACGAGUUAAAAAUACUCUUAUGCAUCAGAAAUAUGAAACAAGACACUAAAUAUAAUAUCUCGGAAUUGUCUAUUACUGCACUACCCACUAAAACAUGACUCUUGACUCCGGAUUCAAAUGACUCCUCGCACUGAAAUUCAGUCGCCACAAAGAAAGGGAGGGAAAUGAGUGCCUUGCAUUGCGGGGCUGUUGCUGUGCCUACCUGUCGCUUAGUCUAGCGACAUUUAUUUGGUGAAUAAGGACCUAGAUUAUAACAUUCAGCACUAGGGACACAUGGCAUACACGGUUAACUUAUCACUGUAUUUGGAAUAGUGCUGACUGGGUUCUCUAAGUGCGAGGACAGUAUCUCGCCUUUUGCAGAGAGGCCGCCGGGGUUUCAAAAGCUAACUACAGCGGAGCAACCUACUCGUGCCUCUGUUCUCUGAACGGAAAAAGAUAACCUGACAAAGCUGAAGGACUUGAGGUCCAGUCUGGCGAGACGGGCAAACCAUCGCAACAGCUGGCUGGCUCACUUAAUACCCGGAAGACAGCCAGCAACACCGGGGUAGAAUACAGGUGAUCGAAGGCUGUCUCGGGAGAAGUUAUGGGACCCUUGCUCGUACUAGGGCGCAUACCUCGCUGAGUCACUCAGACAUGAAAUGGCAGAGGACGAUGUCGCCAACAGAUAACACGAAACUACACAAAACUUUUUAAAAAAUUAUAAUAGACAGUCAAGUCAGUGGCUAACAGACUGAAAUCCUGCUUCCGCCACUGAGGAUCACGUACUGCGCAUGCGCUAAAUAAUAAACGAAAUAUCCUCAUUGUUGGUAUCUGCUUCCCUGGAUGCUGCAUCCUUCAGCAGCAAUUGAACAGUUGUCAAUCAUUGUGAGCAGGCACCACCUAUGACGUCACUCUAGGUAGGUCACCGAUGACGUCAGCAAGGGUGCAGGUGACGGCUGCGCAGCUGAAGGCGCUGCUGGUGCGACUGGUUCUCUGUCUGCACUUCUUGCUGGUCGUAUGGCGGGUCACCGUGGCUUGGGGCAAGACGCUGUGGUUCCUGACAUGCGCAAUCGCGCCCUUCCUGAUCGAGACCAUCUUCACCAUUGUCAAACGCAAAGGGACAGAAUGGAAGUGGUUCUCCUUGUGCUUCUUCUUCUACUCGGGUGCCACGCUACCCGGAAUCUGGUUGCUGGAGAUCAAGAGGACAAAGACAUACCUUAGUGCCAACGUUACAUCUUUGGAGGACAUCAUGAUCCCUGGGCUGGACAUCCCACUGCGGCUUAGCUCGGAUACAUGGGUGCUGGUGAUGGAAGAGCUGUUGCUGUACCUGAUGAUCCUGGGACGCUGGAUUUUGCCGCGAGGUCACGUGGGCAGGGAAGAGCUCUCCCAGCUCCUCUUCGCCUUCCUUGGAAUGGCCUCGGAUAUGAUAGACCUGUUCUCGCUGUUCGAGGAGGACAGGAUCCGUGUGGACAUGAGCGUGACGUAUGCACUGCUGGCCGUGUGGUCGUGGAGCGUGCUGCAGUUCUCCCUCACCUUCUACACGGCGCACCGCCCCAGGCGAGCUCGAGGCUUGCAGAUGACCGGACACCGCCAUGACACCUUGUCCGUCUAUCGCUUGAACAUCAUUUACACGGAGCUGGCCGCCUCCUUCGUGUCCCUGUUCAUGCAGGACGGUCCAUUUCUAGCGCUGAGGCUGUACACCGUUGUGGUCUACCAGACUGUUAACCACAGCACGAUCUUUUUCAUUUGCAAAAACAUCCUGGUCAUCUUCAUUCUGAUCUACAAGAUCGUCAUCUUGUGCCAUAAGCGCGUCCGACAGAAGUCAGAGGAAGACGGGAGUGAGGUCGUCGAUGAGGGGGCGAAGGAUACAGAGCAGAGCCUGAGGGGCAUUAAGAACGGCCACAGUGCAAAGCGAGAGCUUGUCGAGUACAACAACCACGUUGAUCUUGAAGAAAGUGACAACCAGGUGACCUCUGUCGAUGAUGGGGGCCAGACAGUAGACGAACUUGUUGCAGAAAGCAGCAAUACAGAUGUGACCGGACCCCUCUGUUUGGAUGCAUCAGGGGAUGCGCCACUAUCACCGGAGAAAGAUAGGAUGGAUAGACAAGAACAGGAGAAGGAAGAGUUGGAGCGACAGGAGAACAAAGACGGCAACCUCACGGUCAACAUAGACACCACAACUAACAUUGAUAAUCAUAUUAAUUAAUAAUGAACAGUCAAACCAAAGAGGAUCCUCUUUGGUCAAUCUAACAUCCAUCUCUUAACGGACUUCAGCACAUGAGUCAGUCUCUGUUUCCGCCCUGGGUCAUGUGACCCUGCACGACACCUUAUUAAAGGAUGCUUUUCAUGGUUCCUUGGAGGGUGGUCGACGCCGCAGUAGCUAAAGGAAGAGCAGAUUUACGAACAUCAAAGACUGGACUGGUCGUCCUGUGCAAAACCUGUUCACUAUCGCCCAAAACAGAUGUAAGUGGUUGGUCAGCUGCAGUAUCUAUCUGUGAGCUCCUACCAACGAGAGGUACCUGUCAAGGGACGAAUGACUGAGUUUCCAGGCAGUAAUAUCGAAAGACCACCAAAGCGUGACGGUGCUGCUCCAGUGGACACGAUAGGAGUGUAACUGAGACACAUCUGGGAUUAGUAGUGGGCACCCCUGGGAGCAAUGUUGGGCUUGGGAGUACUACCGGGACGUCUACCGCUCUCAUGACGGGACAAUAUUGUUCUUUCGUUCCGACUGCAUUAAUUUCUAAAGCAAACGACAUUUAAUAUGGAAGUGUAAUAUGAAUAUAAUAUGAAUAAUCUGGUAAGUUUAUUUUAAGAGUGAUUGGUUGAUAUAAAUCAUUGUAAAAUUAGUACAAUGACUAAUAAAAUUUCAGGAUUGGAAUCUAUAGCCAUUAAAAAAAAAUUAAUAAAUUCAAAUGUAUUAACGCAAGUUUGUGUCUAGCAACAGAUUAUGAUUAUAUAAAUGUUACUGUACUGCGCAGCAGGUUCCAUUAUCCAUUAAAUAAAAGGCAAAAACAAUU